AUGUCGCUCAGCGGUCAGAACGACCGCUCUAUCGACGCGUCUGACACCGAUGCAAUGUGGUCUACCCUGCGCAAGACCCAUGCAAAGCUGAAAACUCAUUCAGAUGAUUUGCAGAGGCUCAGUCAAGAGAUGAAAGAGCUGAAGAAAAAGCAAGACGCCAUCAAGAGAGAAGUAGGGAACUUCGAAAGGGAAAUGGAUGCUACGUCGACACACAUCAUCCUGAAAGAAGCGCCGGCUCUCAUGGAGCCUUUCCUCACUCGGCUGCCUCGAGAGUUACGUGACCUUGUCUAUGAGUAUGUCUGCGUCCAUCCAGACACCAUACAGGUUGCUCUUCCUGGACAGCCUGGUUCUAGGACAGACCCAUCGGUUGUUGGAUCGGGUGGCCAACUAAUGGAUGUGUCCUACCUGUCAAAUUCGGAGGUCGUACCUACCGAGCUGUCGGAGACAUAUUGGUCGAAGAAUCAUUUCGUGAUCACAGUCGGUUUAUGUACUGGAAUGCGAGAUGACAGUUUGGGCACUUUUCUGUUGCACGGAACAGUGCCUAGUGACAAGCCGUUUUGGAGGGUGUUUGUGCGCCCGUGGCAGAAAAUCCGUCAUCUGAAGAUAGAACUGGCAUGCGAACAUUGGGAGUCCGAUCCGCGCUUCGGGCAAGCCAAGAUGAGUGACUACUACAAACCAGCAUACGGCCUCGGUGACGACUCCACAUUCGCGCAGGCUGCCGUGUCUAAACAAGAGGCUCAGGUUUAUCCCCUCACUCGACUGAAAGGCCGAGAAGAGCUUCACAUCGAGAUCGAGAUACACACCACGUUCGCCAAGGACGGCCCUGAUGUUGAACAAUCCGAGCGUCACUUCGUCAAUAUCAUGGAGAGCAUUCGGCAAACUGUGUGCGAUCUGAUAGACUCCGGCGUCCGUGUCACGGUCAUAUUGAGCAACCUCGACUAUAACGCAAUGCCUGAGGGGCCUAAAACGUGGGAAAUUACAUCUCGCUUUGUCCUAGACGAAGAGGAGUGGCGCAGUGUACGUACAUAA
Alternaria incomplexa is the source of this 1029-nucleotide messenger RNA. RefSeq lists its product as uncharacterized. The record is from RefSeq and is a predicted model, not a curated record. The transcript has 3 exons. NCBI's taxonomy places the organism in Eukaryota, Fungi, Ascomycota, Dothideomycetes, Pleosporales, Pleosporaceae. Bases 1 to 1029 code for a protein of 342 amino acids.